AUGUUACCCCUUCCUGGAGCUCCAUCAUCCUCAUGGUCCCGAUUCCGAGAACGGUUCGGGGCCUUAUUCCAUGGUGCUGAUCCUAGGGUCUGCGUUGCAUUCUGGCUACUCGGCUUGAUCAAUAAUGUCCUCUAUGUUAUCAUCCUUUCCGCAGCCCUCGAUCUGGUUGGGCCCAGCGUCCCCAAGGGCGUGGUUCUUCUCGCAGACGUCAUUCCCUCCUUUGCAACCAAGCUGGUGGCUCCCUAUUUCAUCUACCUGGUCCCAUACCCUGUGCGGGUGAUGUUUUUCGUCUUGUGCUCUGCGAUGGGCAUGCUUCUAAUUGCGCUGAGCCCAGCGUAUACCGAAGGGGGUACCAUAUCCACCAAGAUCGCGGGCAUUGUUCUGGCGAGCUUGUCGAGCGGAGGAGGCGAACUGAGCUUCCUUGCCCUGACGCACUUCUAUGGACCAUUUAGCCUGGCAGCCUGGGGCAGUGGCACGGGGGCCGCCGGACUGGUCGGUGCUGGGGCGUAUGCCCUGGCCACGACCUCCAUGGGAUUCAGUGUGAAGGCCACGCUACUGGCAUCGGCGUGCUUGCCGGCGAUCAUGGUGGUGAGCUUCUUCGCAAUCCUGCCCAGAGUGCCCAUGCGUUCAGCGUCAGCCGCCCCGAUCCAGUAUCGUGCGAUGGAUGAGGAUCGAGAAGAUCCACUUGAUGAGAGGGAGGGUCUGCUCGGCUCUUCAAUUACCCCGAGCCGGGAUCAAAAGUGGACCGAUACCAGUGGAGGUCUUGGCUGGGAGGCCUUCCGAGCCAAUCUGCGGCGAGCCCAAGGCCUGUUCUUUCCGUUUAUGCUUCCACUCUUGUUGGUCUAUGUCGCAGAAUAUACGAUCAACCAAGGAGUCUCUCCGACUCUGCUAUUUCCUCUGGACGGAUCGCCGUUUGAGCACUUCCGGGCCUUUUAUCCCGCGUACAAUGCAAUCUACCAGGUGGGGGUCUUCAUCUCGCGAUCCUCGACUCCUUUCUUCCGGAUCCACGAUCUGUAUCUCCCGUCAUUGUUGCAGAUUGUCAAUUUGGCGGUGUUGACGUUGCACGCCUUGUUUGAUUUCAUCCCGAGCGUGUACAUUGUCUUCGCCAUCAUCUUCUGGGAAGGGCUGCUAGGGGGACUGGUCUACGUAAAUACCUUUGCCGAGAUCGGGGACCGGGUGCCCAAGGAAGACCGGGAGUUCUCGCUCGGAGCCACCACGGUCAGCGAUUCAGGCGGCAUUUACCACCUCCUGGGGAGACCGUCUACCAAGUUUCGCAAAAUCCAGGUUCUCGCCGUCUUCCUGUUCUGGUCGUUGUAUCUCUUCAGAGGAAACAAGCAUGGCCCUCCCGGUGUCCGCAGGUUCUCCUCACGCCUCUCGGAAAAGCUAAGCGUCUGGCAAACCACCGUCCUCGUCUUUCUCUGGCUCUACAUCUCCCGCAACUUUGCCAAGAUCGUCGGCCUGGAGUGCCCCGAGCCCCUGGCGAAUCUAUACUCGCGUUCCUUCUUCCGGGCAACAUGGAUCAACACCGCAUUGGACGCCGGAUUCUGGACGGCAAUGGGGGUCAAGCCAAAGUGGCUCCGGGAUAUUGCGUCACUGGUGUUCUCUGGAUACUACCUGAUCGCCGCUGAGCGGGCGGAUGAGAAGGUUCGCAGGGUCCGGGCCACGCUCACGGUAGAGCAUAUGCGCGUCUCAUGGAACAAAAGCACCACCCCGUAUCUCUGGACCCUGGCCAGUCUGGUGCGCCCCCGGCUCACUCGCUACCCUCCUCGGGCUAUUCGUAUCCCCCGGCCAGCGUCGUCGAUUUACGAAGAACCGACUAGUGCAUGGUUGUACUUUGAUGGGCCGCUGGCGGCGCUGCGGGAUCAAACUUGCAUUGUGCUUGAUAUCCCAGGCGGUGGAUUUGUUUCGAUGAGUCCCCGACAUUCCGAAGACCGACUGCUGGCCUGGGCGGCGAAGACCAAGGUGCCGAUCUUGAGUCUGGACUACAAGAAAGCCCCCGAGUACCCGUAUCCGUACGGGUUGAACGAAUGCUAUGACGUCUAUCAUUCCAUCGUCUCCACCCGGGGUCGCUGCUUGGGGCUCAACGGACGGACACGGCCUCGGGUUGUCCUCACCGGCGACAGCGCCGGGGGAAAUCUCGCUGCCGGCGUCACCCUCAUGGUGCUUCAGUCGGGUAGUUCGAACGCCCCUGCAUGGCAGGGUCAAAACAUGCUUCCGCCACCAGACGGGCUAGUCCUCGCCUAUCCCGCGUUGAAUAUGAAGAUCGAAAGCUGGAUGACGGAGGAGCAGAUGGCGUUGAUUCAAGAAAAGAGCACGCGUCGGACCAAUCAAAACGUUUUACGGCGGAAGGACAUGGACUACCAGCGGUUGACGCCGUUCACCUCUCCUGGAACGUCUUUUGGGGAUUUCUUCUCUGAUGCAGACCCGGAAGCAGGUAAUUUGGGCGACAUGGCCACCAAGAAAUUGGUGCAGCAUCAGAAGCUCGACGCCCGUGCGGUGGAGGCGGCCGCGGUCGCUGAACAUCAGCCCAAGCAGAUCCGCACCCGCUUAGCCGUAUCGUCGAUGAUCUCAUACGUCAAUGAUCGCAUUUUGACCCCAGAGAUGAUGAGGGCCAUGAUCAUCUUGUAUAUCGGGCCUCACAAUCGGCCGGACUUCAACACAGACUAUCUCCUCUCCCCCGCGCUGGCUCCGGAGGCACUGCUGGCACGCUUCCCCAAGACCUACUUCAUCACCGGCGAGCGCGACCCUCUAGUGGAUGACACGGUCAUCUUCGCCGGGCGACUCCGACAAGCCAAGCUCCGUCAGUUCCACGAACGACAGGAGCUAGGGCUCGAAAAGUCCAGCCGCGUGUUCAAGGAGAAGGACCACGUCGAGGUCUCUCUCAUCCCGGGGAUCUCUCACGGAUUUAUGCAGAUGGCGGGCCUCUUCCCCGAGAGCUGGAAACACAUCAACCGAUGCGCGACCUGGCUGCAGGAGCUGUUCGAGAUCUCCCACGCCAAGGGGUCAUCUUCCAGUUUGCUCAGGCCCCUCGCCGACAGUGCUUUGCCGAAGGGUCCCAAAUCCCAGGGCGGGAGCGCCCACCAUCGGCGUCGCCUCACGGGCGAGUCCUCCGCGGACGAGGACCGGCCUCUUGAAAUGGGCAUCAGCCGAUUGACACCACUGACUCCGUUGGCUCGAAGCGCGAGUGCGCCGGUUGAUGAUGAAGCGAAUGGAUAUGACCACGAAGGAUUGGAUGUCAAGAAGGAACGCAUCCGCAGCGUUUCCCGAGGUCGAACACUGCGCCCGGGGAUCACGCGAAAGCACCCGGUGCCGUCGAAGCUGAGCAUCCCGUAUCCAGACGGGUAUUCCUCCGAGGCCAACAGUCCUGUUGCUUUGCGCGAGCGGAAUCGGAGUUUAACCAGUCUUGCCAGCGAGGAGGAUAUAUUGGAUCGGCGGAUGACUGGAUUGGCGGGGGGGUUGAUGGGGAUUGGGGAGGGGGCGCGGACACCAUAG
This is a messenger RNA of Aspergillus ibericus CBS 121593, 3492 nucleotides long. RefSeq names its product lipase. Gene Ontology annotation, biological process: triglyceride catabolic process. Lineage: Eukaryota; Fungi; Ascomycota; Eurotiomycetes; Eurotiales; Aspergillaceae. Gene Ontology annotation, cellular component: membrane; cytosol. Gene Ontology annotation, molecular function: sterol ester esterase activity; triacylglycerol lipase activity. The record is from RefSeq and is a predicted model, not a curated record. The transcript is spliced from 5 exons. The coding region runs from base 1 to 3492 and encodes 1163 amino acids.